Gigantopelta aegis is the source of this 1506-nucleotide messenger RNA. RefSeq lists its product as uncharacterized. Bases 1 to 1506 code for a protein of 501 amino acids. The record is from RefSeq and is a predicted model, not a curated record. Lineage: Eukaryota; Metazoa; Mollusca; Gastropoda; Neomphalida; Peltospiridae. The transcript is spliced from 6 exons. Gene Ontology annotation, molecular function: protein dimerization activity.
AUGAUUGCCAAGUCCAUUCUUCAUUGUGGUAGACAGUGUAUUGGACUGCAAGGUAAAGUCGAGAAUGUAUUGGAUGAGGCCAUAAACCCAGGUAAUUUUCUUGCAAUGCUAAAAUUGCUUGGAGAAUCCGAUCCCGUCUUACAACAUCUGCAGGAAGGUUCUAAAUCGAAAGGUCAAUAUCUGUCACCACGCAUCCAAAACGAAGUUAUUGAAAUCAUGGGGGGUAUCGUCAGAAGCACCAUCUUAUCGGACAUUUGUCAAGCAAAGUUUUAUACAAUCAUGGUUGACGAGGUAGAGUGUCACCACACAGAGCAGAUGCCUCUGUGUAUUUGCUUCAUUGAAUAUGAUGGCAACAUCCGGGAAGAAUUCAUGGAAUUCAUUACACUCAACAGGAUCACAGGAGCCUACAUUGCAGCAGAAAUACUAAGUUGGCUCGAAAAGGUGCAUCUCGACACAGCUGAUAUGAGUAGCCAGUGCUAUGACUGGGCAUCGAAUAUGAGUAGUGAGAAAGUGGGCAUCCAGAAACGUAUCCGCGAUUCAGCACCAAUGGCAGUGGAUGAAGUUAAACAUACAUAUCAGGAUAUACGAGACAACGUCGACAGCCACUUUGACAGAUGGUUCACACAUGCCACCAGAAUGGCUGACAAGGUUGACGUGGGACCGUCACUACCACGCAUAGCGAAGAGGCAACAGCACCGCAGCAACGCGCCUGUCCCUGAAUGCGACUGUAGUGAUAGGUGCAUGUGUGCUGUAAAGGGGUACCAUAUCCGCAACACCGAGAUACCACUCUUGGACCAUAUUAUCGUGGAACUGGAUACUCGGUUCUCAGGUUUGGCAAGAAAUUGCGCCAGACUGAUUGGUCUUGUCCCAUCUGUUCUCUGCGAGAAGGCCGAUCUGGAUGUCAGUGAUGCUGUACAACAAUACGAAGAUGGCUUGCCUUCAAGUGAGCUUAUUCCAGAGGAAAUGAUUCGUUGGAGAGCUCAUUACAUGGAUAUGGAUCGCAACGACCGACCACAAUCAUGCAGUCGUGCCAUUAAAGAAUGCGAUGCGAAGUUAUAUCCGAAUUUACAUGUUCUUCUUCAAAUCGUUUGCACUCUGCCAGUCACAAGUUGUGAGUGUGAAAUAAGCUGCAGCGUUCUCAGGCGCUUGAACACCUACAUGCGAGCAAGUAUGGGUCAAGAGCGUUUAUCGUCUCUGGCCCUGUUACAUAUUCACUAUGGACACAAAAUUGAUCUCGAACAAGUGGUCAACAUGUUCGCAUCUCUCCAUCCAAGGAAACUUGAACUCCAGAAUCUAAUAUUUCAGGUACUGGUGUCCGAGUUACGGGUCAGACGAUUAGAAAUCGUCUUCAUGCAGCCCAUCUUCAUGCUCGUCAACCCCGUAACAUUAUCCACAGACGUGAAUGGUGGAGGGGGCGUCACAACUGGGGACGACAAUGCCCGUGCUCACCGUGCACGAAUCGUCAGUGCUCACGUCCAGCAGCGCAACAGCAAUCGAAUGCCAUGA